CUCACGGAUUGAGGCGUGGCUUUAAAUCGGGUGUGGCGGGGACAUGUGGCGAAGUGUCGGCGUCCAGACGCGAGUGGGGUGAUGAACUCACGCCUCGCCGAAGGAAUCAUGGCAGAAAUCUGAAGAGGAAGCGCUGAGAAAUCCCGGUGACAUGGACCCACAGUGAUUCUUUGCCGGUGCUUCCGGAGUUUGAGGUCUCCAAGGCAGGAUUACCGCAGCUCACAGCAUAGAAGGACGUCUGGUUGUUUGUUUGUUUGUUUCACCUGAAGGCUUUUCAUUCUGACAGAAGGAUGGGGCUGCUGCAGUUCUUGAAAUCCCAGUUUUGGUGCCAGCUGAUCAUAUGCUACGUGUUCCUGGUGAGCGGACUGCUUAUCAACCUGAUCCAGCUCUGUACCUUACCUCUGUGGCUGGUCAGUAAGCAGCUGGCCCGAAGGAUCAACACCAGACUGGCCUACUGCAUCGCCAGUCAGAUGGUAGCGGCCCUGGAGUGGUGGUCUGGGACAGAAUGCUCGCUCUACACCGACCCGGAGAGCUACCAGCUCUACGGAAAGGAGAACGCUAUCGUGGUCCUCAACCACGCUUUUGAGAUCGACUUUCUGUGCGGAUGGACCUUCUGCGAGCGAUUUGGAGUUCUGGGGAGUUCAAAAGUGUUGGCCAAAAAGGAGCUGGCCUACGUCCCAGUGAUCGGCUGGAUGUGGUAUUUCCUUGAGAUCGUUUUCUGCAAAAGGAAGUGGGAGGAGGACCGGACAACUGUGGCUCAGAGCCUCCAGAGGCUGCGCGACUACCCUGAGAACUACUGGUUCUUGCUUCACUGUGAAGGAACACGCUUCACCCAAAAGAAACACGAGAUCAGCAUGAAAGUGGCUGAAAGCAAAGGUUUACCUCAACUCAAGUACCAUCUUCUGCCCAGGACCAAAGGAUUUCAUGUAACUGUGCAAAACCUCAGGGGCUGCGUCGCGGCCGUUUACGAUUCGACGCUGAACUUCAGGAACAAUGAAGUACCGACCCUGCUGGGAAUUCUCAACGGAAAGAAAUAUCACGCAGAUUUAUACGUCAGGAGGAUUCCUUUAGAGUCGGUUCCGGAAGAUGAAGCUGAGUGUGCCGCUUGGCUGCACAAACUUUACCAGGAAAAGGAUAGCUUUCAGGAGCACUACACCCAGACGGGGCGAUUCCCCGCCCCCGUGGUGAGCCCUCCACGUCGGCCCUGGUCCCUGAUCAACUGGCUCUUCUGGUCCUGCGUGGUCCUCCACCCUCUGGGCCUCCUGCUAGCCCAGCUGCUCAGCUCCGGAUCGACCCUCACCAUCGGCGGGGCUGUGGUUGUGUGCUCUGCAGUGUCCAUGGGAAUACGCUGGAUGAUUGGCCAGACUGAGAUAGACAAGAGCUCAAAUUACGGGAUUAAGGCGGCGCCUCUAAACAACAAUUAAGGAGCGCCGCUGUCUUCGGGGGCUUCUUCCGCAGAGAUCCGUAGAUGCGAAAGCGGCCCGCAGCAGGAAUGCCGGGGUGGGCAGAAACUCGACUGGGCCAACAAGUACAGGCCUGCUGCAGGGCGGCACAGCGCAGCCAGGCUGAAAAUCAUGCUGCAGCAGCUGAAAUGGAAGUUGGAGACAUGAGGGUGUGGGUUAUUUUAGCUAAAGGGGAAGUAUUUUUAAUAGGACCAAGGAGACUCCGUCACUUUUGCAAUCUAAAGUUAAAUAUUGGACUGCUUCUUUUGACCAUCGUGUAUGUAAACUGGCAUUUGCAUUGAGGAACAAUAAACGUUUUGAUAAAGAAAAUUA
Messenger RNA from Fundulus heteroclitus (mummichog), 1775 nucleotides. RefSeq names its product 1-acylglycerol-3-phosphate O-acyltransferase 4 (lysophosphatidic acid acyltransferase, delta) (gene agpat4). The transcript is spliced from 9 exons. NCBI's taxonomy places the organism in Eukaryota, Metazoa, Chordata, Actinopteri, Cyprinodontiformes, Fundulidae. Bases 291 to 1424 code for a protein of 377 amino acids. Gene Ontology annotation, cellular component: endomembrane system; mitochondrial outer membrane. Gene Ontology annotation, molecular function: 1-acylglycerol-3-phosphate O-acyltransferase activity. The record is from RefSeq and is a predicted model, not a curated record.